CCCUUUUCCCCCUUUCCUGUCACUUUUCAGGGACCCCUCUCACGAGACUCUGCUACAGCAAGAGGUCUCUCAUCUGCUUACCAUAGGUGUAGUGGAGAGGGUGCCAACUCAAUUUCACGGGAAAGGUUUUUACUCUCAUUACUUCCUCACCCCGAAGAAAUUGGGGGGUUGGAGGCCUAUCCUGGACCUACUUUGGCUCAACUGUCACCUGCGGAAACAAAAAUUCAAGAUGGUCACGUUAGCCUCUAUCAUCCCAGCUCUCGACAAAGGGGAUUGCUUCAUGUCCCUCGAUCUACAGGAUGCCUAUUUUCAUAUAACAAUAUAUCCAGCCCACAGGCGUUUCCUUCAGUUCAUAGUGGGAGCCGACUAUUACCAGUACCAAGUGUUAACCUUUCAGACUUUCAGCAGCGCCAUGAGUUUUUUCCAAGACCCUGGUGGUGGUGGCGGCUUACCUUCGUCACCUCAACAUCAUGAUCUUUCCAUAUUUGGACGCUUGCCUAUUAAAGGCCCCCACACUCGACGAAGCUACAUGGGCAGUUACCACUACCGUGAUGGAGUUCGAGACUCUCGGUCUCAUAAUCAAUUUCGAGAAGUUCUCCCUGACACCGAGUCACGAACUAGAGUUCGUUGGUGCAAGACUCAAUUCUCUGACCGCAAGGGCGUACUUACCCAUGAAGAGGUUCCAACUAAUCUGGGAUUUGGUACAGACUGUAUCAAUUUCUCCCAGAUCCCGCAUACUUUCCUGUCUACAGAUGCUCGGCCAUAUGGCAGCUACCACAUAUGUGGUACUGCAUGCGAGACUCCACCUGCGCAGCCUUCAACGUUGGCUAUUCUGUUUACAUGCCCAGUGCACAUGGCACAAACAGGACAGUUUCUAUUCCCAAACACAUCAGAACCUCGCUGGUAUGGUGGGACAACCCCAGGAAUAUGUUAACAAGGGUCCCCUUUCAUGGCCAGAAGCCUUCACUGCAGAUCACAACGGACGCUUCCCUGCUUGACUGGGGUGCCCAUUUGCAGGAACAUUUAGCUCAGGGUCUCUGGACGCCCCAAGAAUCCCUGCAACACAUAAACUUCCUCGAGUUACGAGCAGUGUUCAAUGCUUGCAAGCAUUUUUUCCACAUCAUCCGAGGCCUUUUGAUCCAGAUUCUCACCGACAAUGUAUGCACUGUGUAUUAUAUCAACCGGCAAGGAGGUGCAUGUUCACGCCCCCUCUGUGCAGAAGCUGUACGUUUGUGGAACUGGGUGAAUCGGCAGGGUAUUACCUUGACCGCAUCACACCUUCCCGGCAAGGACAAUGUUAUCACCAAUACCCUCAGCAGGCACUUCCUUCUCCAACACGAAUGGGAGUUACACAGCAAAGUCAUUUGCAGCCUUUUACAACUCUGGGGGUUCCCCAAUAUAGACCUCUUCGCCACCCGUCGCAACAGGAAGUGCCAUCAGUAUUGCUCAUGGGCGGGCGUCCGUACAGAUUCCUUGGGAGAUGCUUUCCUGCUCGACUGCCGUUGCAACCAACUGCUCUACGCCUUUCUUCCUCUCCCACUCAUCCCAAGGGUGCUGGAGAAAAUAACAUUGGAGGGUGCAACAGUAAUAUCGAUAGCUCUCUUCUGGUCCCGACAAACGUGGCUAACACAAUUAUCGAGAAUGUCGGUGGCCCAGCCACGAUGACUACCGGGGCUGUUCAAUUUACUGUCUCAACAACGCGGUACAAUGAUCCAUCCACACAUUGAGGGCAUGCACCUGACGGCGUGGCUCCUAGCUGGCUCCAAGGGCAUGAGUUGAUCUGUUCUCAGGAGGUGAAGCACGUGCUGAUUAACAGCAGGUGGCACACUACUCGCAAGACUUACCUUCAGAAAUGGUACCAGUUUCAGUCUUGGUAUUCAGCAAGAGAUCUCGACCCCCUUUCCUUACCUAUCCAACAGGUCCUAGAUUAUAUUCUGCACCUAAAGGCAGCGGGGUUGGCGAUUCCUUCCCUCAGAGUGCAUUUGGUAGCAAUUUCGGCCUUCUGUCUUUCUAUCAACGGUUAUUCGGUGUCCGCACCUCCUCUCACCAAAAGGUUUUUAAAGGGGCUUGACAACCUAAAGGGGUUCACAGGAUCCCAUCGGAACUGUGGGACUUCCCUUUAGUCUUGGACACUCUGACUUGCCUCCCCCCUUUGAACCACUUACGACAUGCGACCUACGGAUUCUCACAAUGAAGGUGGCAUUCCUACUUGCCAUGACGUCGGUGCGUCGAGCGAGUGAAUUAGCAGCUCUCUCUGCUGAUCCUCCGGACACACUAUUCUCUGACCAUAGUGUGGUUCUUCGCGUACCACCCACCUUUCUACCGAGGGUGAAUUCUGCCUUCCAUAUACAUGAACCUAUAAGCCUACCAACAUUCUACCCCAAACCUCACUCCUUGCAGGAAGAGUCACGACUGCACACACUAGAUGGCAGACGAGCUCUGGCCUUUUACCUCUACAGGACACGUGCCUUUAGGAAGUCUCGGUGUCUGUUCCUGUCUACAGCCGAGCGUUCCAAAGGCAAGCAGCUCUCCGCGCAACACAUCUCCAGCUUGAUUGUCAUGUGCAUCACACGAUGUUACGCUCUACGACCUCAUGCCUACUCUACCAGAGGCAUGGCUACAUCCACUGCCUUCCUUAGGGGUGUGCCAUUGCAGGAUAUAUGCCGUGCAGCAACCUGGUCGUCUGCUCUUACCUUCGCUAGACACUAUGCCCUGGCGAGCAUACUGAAGACUGAUUCAGCGGUGGCCCAGGCUGUCUUGUCCACAGCGCCGAGGCAAUAAAUCCGAAGCACACGUAUAGCAUUGGACCACUGCUGCGUACUCACCUCAAGUGGAGCACCCUCGGGGACACUACUCAACAAAUAAGAGAGAGUAACCUUGGGCAGUAACGUCUGUUCUUCGAGAUGUGU
Pelodiscus sinensis (Chinese soft-shelled turtle) is the source of this 2909-nucleotide messenger RNA. NCBI's taxonomy places the organism in Eukaryota, Metazoa, Chordata, Testudines, Trionychidae. The record is from RefSeq and is a predicted model, not a curated record.